Prorocentrum cordatum is the source of this 303-nucleotide messenger RNA. NCBI's taxonomy places the organism in Eukaryota, Dinophyceae, Prorocentrales, Prorocentraceae. The record is from the annotation of a GenBank genome assembly.
GGACCUCCCGCCGCCCCCCCCCCCCCGGCCGACGGGCCCAUGGCAUCGGCCGCCCAGGCCACCCUCCAGAUCGGGGGCCCGGCGGACGCGGAGCCGCUCGUCGGCCCGGCCAGGGCGGAGAUGGAGGCAGAAGCCGAGGAAGAAGAGACGACGGGCCCGCCCGCGGACGCCCGGGCCUCGCGGCUGGCAGUCGCUGCGGGGUCGCGGCCCUGUGCCUCUUCGCCGCGGCGGCCUGCGCCGCCGCGUGCUGGCGCCCGCGCGCCGGAGACCUGCGAGCCAUCGCGAGGCCUCGAGGGCUUGUGA